Molecule: messenger RNA, 3409 nt
Organism: Aedes albopictus (Asian tiger mosquito)
Lineage: Eukaryota; Metazoa; Arthropoda; Insecta; Diptera; Culicidae
Gene: Pdfr
Product: PDF receptor
Exons: 12
Coding region: 1300-2775 (491 amino acids)
Biological process (GO): cell surface receptor signaling pathway; adenylate cyclase-modulating G protein-coupled receptor signaling pathway
Cellular component (GO): plasma membrane
Molecular function (GO): G protein-coupled peptide receptor activity
Source: RefSeq, a predicted model, not a curated record
GUUUACAAGAUGUGUGCCGUCGUCAGUGCCGGUCGAACUAUCGAACGCGAAAUACCAUCUCUCGGGUUUCCAGUGCAAGUGCUGCCUCCUUACGGUUGCUCUCAUCGUUUGUUUGUGAUAUAAACCAUUCUGCUUCCUUCCGGACUCUUCCACCCACUUUGAAGGAGAGCAACCUCGUAUCCCGAGUCAGCCAACCGGCGACAACGACAGAGCAUCAUCACAGUGACGGUGGUAUUCAUCUCUCGAGUGCCACGGCUAGGGGGUUUCAUUAGAUUCUCGAGUGUUGACGGCGUCGGACGUGUAAGCCACUAAGAGCGCAUCCGGUUUUUCGAGCUUAGGCUACCCAGUUCGGUUGCGGUCCGUGCGGUGAAAGUGUAACAACUACCUAUUCAUUUUAGUGCUUAAAACUCUAUCACCCUCGUGUGUGGUGAUUGUCAUCAACGUCUUCAGCAUCCAUCGAUAUCAGUGUACAGUGGUUCAGGAGUUACCUUUGAAGGAGUGCUUUGCUGUGUCAAUUUGAGGAAAUUUGAUUUAUUGGACUACGUCAGCGGAUAAAAUUAGAAAACUAACCGUAUCGGGCAAUUGACUCAAGCCGUCGGAAAACAAAGGACAUCUCGUUUAAUCGGUGCAGUUUAGUGCAUAAUCAUCACAAAUACACACAAUAGAGUCAUCGUUUGCUAGGCUAAGGAAGGAGGUGCUGGAUCUGCUGCAGCCAGGCAGGAGCGUACCUUCGUUCGCAUCAUACACAAAGGAAACUCUUGGAGCGUGUAGUACAAAACAUCUGCAGAAAAAGAGCUGCACUACUCCUAGUGUAGUAAGAUCGACUUAACCGCAAGUGAAUAAGUGGAAGAAAAGAGAGUGUUAUGAUUGUGUAAUAUAAAAUCCUGCGGUUACGUUAGAAGAGCACAGAAGAAAAAAAACACUGGAAAAUGAGUGUGUCGUGUUCGGUUACGUCGCUCCAUACAUCCAGUGAUUGAGUUUCAACCGGUAGCCGGCACGCCAGUGAAAAGAACCCUAUAGCCAACUAAUGCAUCGUUAAGCAGCAAGUCAAACAGAUAAAUUCAAAUAAACUACUACGUGUUAGCUCUCGGCGUAUUUGCCACCGUGAAAGAUGAUAUAAGCUAUUGUUUGAUGUUCGUGGUGAAGGACAAACUAGUUCUGAAAGCACGCAUAAACUGCUGCCAGCCACUAGAUAGACACAAUGAACGGGCUUAAUCAACUGUAGCCAGUAGCAGUGCGAGCAGCACUCAGAAAGUUAAGUAGUGAAAAUUAAUUUCCCUCCAAAAGUAAUGGUACGACAUGAUUUCAACAACCAGUCCAUCCACUGAUGCAUCGCAGCUACAUUUGAACACAACGCUUGACUCAUGUGCACUUAAAUAUGACGAAUUUGUAAUACCAAACACAGUUCCUUACUGCAACUGGACAUGGGACGACGUCCUUUGUUGGCCCCCUACACCAGCGGGAAAGGCAAUCCGUCAACCGUGUCCCCCUGGGCACGGUAUAGAUACCACCAAAUUUGCCGAAAGGAGAUGCAGCGCCGAAGGGCGUUGGGAAGGUAGACCUGGAACUACGCCAACUACGCUAGGAUGGACCAACUACACACCAUGCUACAGCCCCGAGGUCAUUCAAUUAUUUAGGAAACUGUAUUCGGGCACCGGCGGGAACGACGAAGCUGAUAUCAAAAUUGAUAUUGCCGAACGAACUCGAACACUCGAAAUUGUGGGGUUCAGUCUUUCAUUAAUAGCGCUCAUUAUAUCGCUGGUGAUAUUUUGUAGAUUUCGAAGUCUACGCAACAACAGAACGCGCAUUCACAAAAACCUCUUCGUGGCCAUGGUAAUACAGGUGAUAAUUAGAUUAACGUUGUACAUUGACCAAGCAAUUAUUCGGAGCGGCAGCAAAGGAUACGGCAACGAAAGCUCCCGACAUGGCAUAGACAACACGCCGUACCUUUGCGAGGCCUCGUAUAUACUGUUGGAGUACGCCAGGACCUGCAUGUUCAUGUGGAUGUUCAUAGAAGGAUUAUAUUUACACAACGUGGUCACGGUGACAGUGUUCCAGGGCCGAUUCCCGCACACACUGUACGCACUGGUCGGAUGGGGAGGCCCGGUGGCACUGACCGCCAUUUGGGCUGUGACCACUGCCCAAUACGUAGGCCAGCAGAAAUGCUGGUGGGGAUACAACCUGACGCCUUAUUACUGGAUUUUAGAAGGUCCAAGAUUAGCUGUAGUUCUGUUAAAUUUCAUAUUUUUACUAAAUAUCAUAAGAGUGUUAAUAGUUAAGUUGCGCCAAAGCCACACAAGCGACGUUGAGCAAGUUCGGAAAGCAGUUCGUGCGGCUGUUGUUCUAGUGCCAUUAUUAGGUAUAACCAAUUUACUCAACAUGACUGAGGCACCGUUGGACAGAACAGCGCUGGAGUUUGCCCUUUGGUCGUACGUGACGCACUUCCUAACAUCGUUCCAGGGAUUUUUUAUUGCCCUACUGUAUUGUUUUCUGAACGGAGAGGUCCGAAUAGCGCUCAUGAAAAGCCUUAGCGUAUAUCUCUCCAUUAGGGGUCACCACGACUGGCCCGCCCGAAGGCCUUCAAUGUUUUCUGCAGCUUAUGGAACAGCUCCGGAAACGGAAGCACCCAACGCAGUAGAUUUGAAACGAAACAGCAACACCAGAACCAGUAGUAAAAACUGGAUUACAUUCUGCUUCAAAGUACAAAAGGAUCCCAGCCAACCGGCACCUGAGCCAGCACCACCCGAGUCAGUCAUAUUUGAUAUUUCAGAUUAAUUUAUGUUUUCUUAUUAAGUUUGUAUCACAAUUAAAGAAUCACAUUUUUAAAACUACCAAUCCCAUCCUCAAAAUAGCUAUGGUAUUCGAAAUUUCAAACUUCAGAAACAAUGAUGAAUCCUUAUGAAAAUGUGAUUCCUUUAGAAUUACACUAGUUUAUUUAACAAAUUCCAAUUAUUGUUUGUACUUAUGAAUUGAAUGCUACUCAUAAAUGAAUAUUUGAAAAUAACAAAUAUUCAUUGGUAGGUAGCUAUAUUGUGAUUUUUUUUAAUUCAUUGCAUCGAAUAAAAAACUAACAAAUCAUUUGUUCCAGGACAAGCGUGUGAUGUCUGCUUUGAUUAUGGCCCAUACUAACUCAUAGCUUUACCGAACCAAACAAAAUUCUAACUCAAACAAACCACAUCAUCGAACUUUUGUAGAGCUGCAAUUAAAACAAACAUGAACCGUGAUGCGAAACCGAGAGAAUUUAUAUUUGUUAGACUGUAAGAGAGGUGUUAUUUUUGUAAGGCCAAAAAAGAAACUACAAAGAAUCGUGUAGCUUUUUUUACUAAUUGAAUGUGAUAGCAAACUAACGAAAUAGGAAAAUCGAAACAAAACGUGCGAUUAAUAAAGUAUAUUUUAUAUAUCAGCCUAA